AUGUUACAACAAGAUAAUACUAAAAAAAAGUUUUUUAAAUUCUAAAGCACUUUUAAAUUGCCAAAUGAGACUUUAGAGAUCUCAAUUAAUUAUAAUGAUACUAUUUUAGCAAUUUCAGAUUUAAAAAACAUUCAACUAUAUUAAAUAUUGGAGUUUUAGUUUAUUUAUCAUAGUACUCUAGAAGGACAUUAAGGAGGAAUAACUACAUUAUUAUUUAGCACACAAAGUAAUACUUUAUUUUCUGGAGGAAGAGAUAAAAUAAUAAUUAUUUGGAAGGAAAUUGAUAAUCAAUUUACUAUUUUUCAAUUAAUUAAAGAAAACACAGAUUGGAUCUAAUAAAUAGCAGUAUUUAGUAAUGAUUGCUAUUUUAUUUCAACUUCUGAUGAUCAUUCAAUUAAAUUAUGGAGUUAAUCAAAUACUUAAUAAUGGUCUUGCAUUCAAACUAUUCAAAAUGAAGAAUGGGAUCCUAGUUAUGUUUCUUUUAAUAAAUAGUAAAAUUUAGUGGUUUGUGUUACUAAGUAUAAUUAAUUUGCCAUUUGGAAUUUUCAAAAAGAUAUCUUAAAAAAAAUACAAGCUGUAAAUUUGGAAAAUUUUAAAUCUAUUUAAUAAAUAUUUUUUUCAGAAGAAAAUUUGAUUUUCAUAUUAACAUUAAUGCAAACAAUAGAAAUUUGGCAAUAAAAUAAUGAAAAUUUCCUCUUUGAAAAAAAGUCAUCAUUUUUUUGUUAAAAAUAGUAAUAUUUUAUUCAUUUUAAUAUAAAUCUUUAAUAUUUAGCAGGUUUAGAAGCUGGAUCUGCUAUUCAAAUUUAUCAUUUGGAUUAGAAUAAAGAAUUGUAAUAAAUUUAAACAAUUGAUGGUAACUAUUAAGCUUCAAUAACUUCAAAUUUAAAUGGAGUUCAUUUAAUAAUCAUAAAGGAUUAUAAUUGUUUAGAAUCGUGGUAAUUUUAAAACUGA
Messenger RNA from Paramecium sonneborni, 951 nucleotides. The record is from the annotation of a GenBank genome assembly. Lineage: Eukaryota; Ciliophora; Oligohymenophorea; Peniculida; Parameciidae.